AUGGCCACAGUUGUGAAAGCUCUCCUGCUGAUGGUUCUAUACAUCUUAAUUUAUUCAGCCGAUUGUAAAUCUGAUCAAAUGUCUGUCCAAGUUGUUCCAUAUCCUUUUACAAAAGCAAAGGAUAUUUGUCCUGGGAGAUACUGUGGACGUAUGCCCGGUGAAACCCAGUGUGGUGUAACCUUGUGCCAGAGGCUACAUGCCAGAUUCCCAGUCUGUCUGUCAGAGGUGCGCUGGUGUUCCCAUAUUUUUUAUGACUGGCUGUACCUUGGCUUUAUGGCACUGGUGUCACUAGUCUUGCACUGGGGCUUCAUCGAUUUGAUUGUCCCGGCCCAAAAAGUAAUACUGUUGCUUCAUUUGUCUGCGUUCGUUGAAACAGUGCUGGCCGGGUGGUUAACUCUGUUCCUGUCAGAUCCCGUAGGGCAGAUGAAAAUCAGGUCCUGCCCGGUGAAGCAGUUCAGCGACUGGUACACACUGUUCUUCAACCCUUCACCAGACUACUACAACACCAUCUACUGCACACAAGAGAUUGUUUAUCCUUUGUAUACAGUUGUCAUGAUCUACUACACGCUGUGUCUGGUCUUCAUGAUGUUGCUGCGACCCUUCAUUUCAUACAAGUUUGCUGCCUGUCAGGGCUCCCGGUCUAUUUAUGCUGCAUUGUAUUUCCUGCCCAUUCUCAUCCUUGUGCACUCUGUACUUGCUGGCGUUAUAUAUUAUGCUUUCCCUUACAUCAUCGUGGUUGUGUCCAUCAUCACCAGUGCCUGUCAUCUGGCUACUGAAGAGAAUCAGAAAAUGAAAGAUUUAAUCAAGCAAAACUUCACCAAUGUCCGCAACCUGAUGAUACUGCUCGGACACUGGGCUCUCCAUGCUUAUGGCAUUAUUGCCAUCACACAGUUGACCCAGCCUGUGUUUCAUGCAUCUCUCAUCGCUUUCGUCCCAUUCCCUACAAUAUUCUAUAUUGUUACUGUGCGAUUCACAGAUCCCUCAUUGAUGUACCCUUUCAGACCAUGUAACUUGCAAGGUGUUUGA
Molecule: messenger RNA, 1026 nt
Organism: Candidula unifasciata
Lineage: Eukaryota; Metazoa; Mollusca; Gastropoda; Stylommatophora; Geomitridae
Source: the annotation of a GenBank genome assembly